Spodoptera frugiperda (fall armyworm) is the source of this 4332-nucleotide messenger RNA. RefSeq lists its product as uncharacterized. NCBI's taxonomy places the organism in Eukaryota, Metazoa, Arthropoda, Insecta, Lepidoptera, Noctuidae. The transcript is spliced from 3 exons. The record is from RefSeq and is a predicted model, not a curated record. Bases 508 to 4236 code for a protein of 1242 amino acids.
CCGACCUUAACCUUAUCAACAACCAAUAUUGUGUCUGUUUAAUUAAAAAAGGAAUCAAACAAAACAUUGAAACGAAAUUGGAAACCAUACGAGUAGAUUAUGUUUUCCGAAUACUUGGUACAGUAUGAAACAGAAUGUCGUAUUGUUGAGACGUUAAUUGAAACUUAACGGGCCCGUAAAGAUUUAUAAACCUUAAAAGCAAAACGUCCUACUUUGAUAUCACUGUACAGACUAACUAGAACCUUAAAAAAAAACAAAACAUGUAUAACACCACUUUUCCUAAUUUGGCAAAUCAUUGAAUACAUACAAAAUAUAUAUUCUAAUAUAGCAUUCAAUUGUGUACUAGAUGCAAAACAGGUCGUUCAUAUUAUACAUAAUAGAAUUGCGUUUAAUCAUUCAAUUAUUGUUCGCAAUUUCACGGUAUAUAAUGUGACAUGCCAAUCAAUUAUAUACUGUGUAUGGUCCGAUAUAUUUUGCAGACGCUAUUUGAAGUUCUGACACGCCAUAAUGAUUUUGCGCCUAGUGUUUAUUUUUUUUUUCUUAAGUGUCGUAACGGGAAUUCCACAGUUGGAUGUCAAGCCAGCAGAAUCGACAGCACCGCAGGCCAGGUCCGGCUCAGGUCCUUCUUCCAAAGAAUGUUCGUGUGAGGAGCAGGAACAGAAUAAUUUGGUGCAAACAUCGUCUCAAAUCGUGUCUUCCACAAAUGGCAAUCAACCACCUGAAAUGAGAUUUGCAGAGGUACCACAUCCUCAACAGUAUGCCGACGACCAGGUGCAGAUCGCAGAGAAGACCGUAUGCAUCACACCAACCGUGAUCCAGAGGAUAGUGAAGGCAACUCUAGCGUACGUAACACAAAUGCCUUUAGAGCUCAACACAAUUGUAGAUCAAAUUGAUCAAGAAAUAAACAAAAUGUCAGUAACCAAAACGAAACAAGAAUCAAUCGUUAGACAGUCUACGCAAAUGCUAAACCAGCCUCGAUCUCAAACCAGAACUAAUUUAGUAGUGAAAUACGAUCAGCCAAGCGAACAGACGCCAAAUUGUGUAGAAGCUUUAGAAAAACUGAUUGAGAUAGCGUAUAAGGCGUAUCUAGAAAUAGAACAUCAGCCACAGUGUCGAGAUUAUUUGUACCAGUUUGCAAGCACAUACAAGGAAGACAGACCGCGAGGAUACCUCGAAAAUGGGCAACCAGACAUGAAGUCUUUGAUAGUUACCAUUAUAGAAGAAAUACAGAAACAGAGGUCCAUCAUUAGCACUCCUUCAUCUGAAAGUGAUCGCUACGGAGGGUUCGAAGUGCCCACACAUAAUGUCCAGACAUACACAUCGUAUACAUCACCAGUUAAUCAAGUUAUUGAGCAUACCAUCUCACCGGUUCCUAACCGAGUACCAAAAACGCAAACUAUACAAAUAAGUGAACAUACAUACCCUCAGCCCCAGGUGGUAACUGUCCCACCGCUACCACCAAUACCGCCGCCACCACCAUCGUAUCAAGUUGUGGAACAUACAAUCUCACCCAUACCUAACCAGGCUCCAAACAUGCAGACAGUAAAUGAAUACACAUACCCACAUCCCCAGACGGUGACUCUCCAACCACCACCACAAUCUUAUCAAGUCGUUGAACAUACAAUCUCACCCAUUCCUAAUCAGGUUCCAAAUACCCAGACAGCUCAAAUAACUGAAUACACAUACCCUCAGCCCCAGAUGGUUAACAGACCACCACCACCAUCACCGCCACCACCACCAGCAUAUCAUGUUGUUGAACAUACAAUCUCACCGGUACCUAACCAGGUUCCAAACACGCAGACAUUACAAAUAAACGAAUAUCCAUACCCCCAGCCUCCAAAGAUCCCUCUCCCACCACCCCCACCAGUAAAACAUGUGAUUGAACAUAUUACAAUAUCACCUGUUCCUAGCCGGCUUCCAAAAACGCAAACCGUACAACUGAAUGAAUAUUCAUACCCACAUCCACAAACAGCUACUGUCCCACCAGCACCCCCAGCAUACCAAGUUUUUGAACAAAUUACCAUCUCACCGGUCCCUAGCCGGCUUCCGAAAACACAAACGCUACAGAUAAAUGAACAUACAUACCCUCGGCCCCAGAUGGUGACUCUCCCACCGCUACCACCAAUUCAUGAAGAAACAAUAAUGACACAUACUUAUAGACCGAUGAAACCAGUUCCUAACCCAUUACCCAUUAAACCCAUCAAACCUGAGGAGAUAAUGAAUCUCCUAGUAAAACUUCUACAAACAAGUGACCAGCCGAACAAUGGAAAAGUAUAUGAACACAUCAUAAAGCUCGUGGACCUCAAUGCUAACAUUUUCCGCCCACAGUUACUGAAACAGAUAACUACUGUUCUGAAAAUUCAUAAGCAGCAUAACGUACCGCGAGUAAAGGAAUUGCUUCUGUGUCUUCUUAAUUCCCAACGACAACCGCAGACGAAUGAUAUUUAUACAGAAACUCUGUUAACCUACUUGCAGCCAAAUCAUUCAGGCCAAUACGAUUCAAGAUUGGUUGAUGUUUUACUGUACUUGGUCAAUACACGACCUUCGAUUUCAGAAGUUGAAUACAUAUUAUCUCUCUUGAAUCCAUUUAUGUCAGGAUUGCCCACAGAAGGCGAUUACGCAGAUAUAACCUUUAAUUGUAUAAGACAAAUACAAACUAAAGUACUGACCCAAGAACAGACAAAUAUUAUAUUGACGUUACUGACUCCGUACUUACCAGAUCUUCAGAUUCACAGUACGCAGCCAGCUGUUGUAAUCGCCAAAGAAUUGUCGAAAUGGAAUGGAGUGGGAAUUACUCCGAAACAAUUUAACAUAAUAUUAAACAUUUUGAAUCUAACACAACCAAAUGGUGGUAGAGACCAACGAGCUAUUGAUAUUGUAUAUUUCCUUUUGACUAAUGGUCAUCGCCUGAUGCCGAAGUCUAUAGAAGUCAUUCUAACAAUAUUGUCGCCGCAAAAUGGAAUUAUUGACUACAGACGACUUGACCUUAUCCACAUCAUAUUCAAUGAGCUGAUAAGAUCCCCUAAACAUGGACUGCUCCUAUUAUCCUUGGUUAUAGAGAAUGGUCCUAAUAUUUUGAAUUCAAAUUACGUGGAUAUAUUGAUUUUACUAAAACAACAUCACUUAAUCACUAUAGAAUUAUUAGAUGUUCUCGUAAAAUUACUGAAUGAUGAAAUAUAUGGACAAUUGGACAACAGUAAAAUUCAGACACUGAUCUACCGUCUGGAACCGCAUAGACAGCGGCAUGAAAAACUUGUGAAUGAUAUUUUGAUACUUUUGUAUCAAAGUGGAAUUAAUAUUGCUCAGUUGAUGCAGCCUCAACAACAAGAGCCAGAGCAAGCACCUGUACAUGUAGUCUAUGAAAACACUGAAACACACAUAGCACCGUCCAUCGAGUACACCAAUGAGUAUCGCACGCCCGACGGUGGAUACCAAACGAUAGAAGAAACGAACGUGAUAACUCCAAUAUCUCCAACAAAUCCAAAGCCCGAAGACGACUUAGUACAAAUCUUUACGUGGUUGGAGAGUCACGGGCUAUUGAACCCAGACCAAACAUCCAAUAACGAACUGGUCAACAAAAUAUUGAAGAUUUUGCAACUGGGCGAGCGGGAGCUAGGUGUCCUCGAGUUGACAUACAUGUUGAAACACGCGAAGCCCCUGAUCUACCAACCCGUAUAUUACGUGAAGUAUAGACUGCCAAUAUUGAGCUUCAUAUCUAACAUGAAGACUUUACUAGUGGAGAACCCUAACCUGAACGCUGAUCCAAUGAAACUGUUACAAGAACUGAUAGUAGUAUCCAAUGUCACAGAGGUGUCGCCGAAUCUACAAGGCUUUCCCAAAGAUGAAAUAUUGAAACUAACAUUGUAUGAUGGAGAUCUAAUUCAAGCGAAGAUCCUUGAUGAGCAGAACAUGAGUUUGAAUGAGCAGAUCACGUAUGUCCACACGUUGAACGCAGAUAUCUCUCCUGAGGAACUAUUGCACUUGAACGAGGUGAACGAAGCGAAGUUCUUCCCGAAUCUAAUACAGAUGAAUGAUCCUAGUAAGCUAACGGUACUAAGUAACACGAUUGAUAAAUUUGUGGAGUUCCCACCUGUUCAGUAUAAGCAUGUGAUCACUAGCUCGAAUCCAGGAGUAACUCAUGAAACUCACACGGUGCAUCAGACGUACAUCGAACGAACGAACCAGCAAACCACACCGCAAUCUGUUCCCCAAACUCUAGUUCUGCCCAUCAAGUAGGAAACAGUCAAUCUUUUGUUUUUUAUUAAAAUAUACCUUAGGACAAAACGUGUAGUUUUAUUUUUGUUUGUAAACAAUAUAAUAUUACUUUACUCC